AUGAGGGCAUUCAAGAUUAUGCUUCAAGGCCAGGACACUGCGACACCACCAAGCACACACUCAGCUACACCAUCUACAGACUUGUGUUCUCUAAUACCCAGGCAGCAAAAACCAAAAGCAUACGAAUCUGAAAGCAAUUGCCUUUGGUUCAUAUGUAAAUCUACAGGACUUUACAUACAAAAACCUGUUAUUAAGCAUAAGGAGGUGGAAGAUGAGCCUACACUGCAGUCAACAGAAGAUGCAGUACUUGUCAUUUAUGAGAACAGAAAGCACAAACUUAAUGCCUAUGUAGACCAUAUCAGUAAGUUAUGUCUUAGGCAUAGUUUCCACGCCGUAAUGUCCUAUGACGAAAAUCACAGAGUAAUAUUAGUCACAAAUCGAGACUCAACUCUUCUAGACCGAGAAAUCGAAGUCAAGGGCAGAAACUUUGACGUGACUAUGGCAAAGAAACACAAGUACAACAUGCGCCGGACUACACGUCUUGACACAGAGUGGCAUGAUGGCUACGCUGACGAAAAACCAGAAAAAAGGCGACCUACCUGA
This is a messenger RNA of Dentiscutata erythropus, 543 nucleotides long. Lineage: Eukaryota; Fungi; Glomeromycota; Glomeromycetes; Diversisporales; Gigasporaceae. The record is from the annotation of a GenBank genome assembly.